This is a messenger RNA of Aspergillus campestris IBT 28561, 2646 nucleotides long. RefSeq names its product M1 family metallopeptidase. NCBI's taxonomy places the organism in Eukaryota, Fungi, Ascomycota, Eurotiomycetes, Eurotiales, Aspergillaceae. The transcript has 12 exons. Gene Ontology annotation, biological process: peptide catabolic process; proteolysis. Gene Ontology annotation, molecular function: peptide binding; metalloaminopeptidase activity; zinc ion binding. Gene Ontology annotation, cellular component: cytoplasm. The record is from RefSeq and is a predicted model, not a curated record. The coding region runs from base 1 to 2646 and encodes 881 amino acids.
AUGGCUACCAACGACAGAGAAACUCUCCCGGACGCGGUUAAACCGAUCCAUUACCAUGUAUCGCUUUACGACUUGCAACUUGGCAGCUCUUGGGGCUACAAGGGCAAUUUGAAAAUAACCACCAAAGUCGCCCAGCCCACCAAGGACAUUGUUUUGAACUCAAAGGAGAUUGAAAUCCAGCACGCGGAGAUCGCCGGAAAAGAUGGCGCGGUGCUUACCAGGGCUUCCGAGAUAACCUACGACAAAACUUCCGAACGCGUGACCAUGAAGUUCCCAGAUGAAAUUGCUCCAUCAGAUGUGGAGCUAAAUAUUGCAUUCACGGGAACGAUGAAUAACGCUAUGGCUGGGUUCUAUCGGUCGAAAUACAAGUCAGCGGUCCAAUCGACUGCGGACACCCCGAAAGAGGAUGAUUUUGAGUACAUGCUGAGCACACAAUUUGAGUCAUGCGACGCACGCCGAGCCUUCCCAUGCUUUGACGAGCCGAAUCUCAAGGCGACCUUCGACUUCGAGAUCGAAGUGCCCAAAGGACUGACAGCCCUGAGCAACAUGCCUGUCAAGUCGGAAAGAGACGGCAGUAGCCAAGAGCUCAAAUUCGUGACUUUUGAAAGGACUCCCGUGAUGAGCACCUAUCUUCUUGCGUGGGCUGUUGGCGACUUCGAAUACGUUGAGGCUAUGACCGAACGCAAGUACCAGGGCAAGAGUAUCCCUGUCCGCGUUUAUACCACAAAGGGCCUGAAAGAGCAAGCUCGGUUUGCUCUCGAAUGUGCUCAUCGCACUGUUGACUAUUUCUCUGAAGUCUUUGAGAUCGAAUAUCCUUUGCCGAAGGCCGACCUCCUUGCUGUCCAUGAAUUUGCCAUGGGUGCGAUGGAGAACUGGGGACUUGUGACAUAUAGAACGACCGCUGUCCUCUUUGAGGAGGGCAUAUCCGAUACUCGGUACAAGAAUCGCAUUGCCUAUGUAGUGGCGCAUGAGCUCGCCCAUCAAUGGUUCGGUAAUCUCGUGACGAUGGAUUGGUGGAAUGAAUUGUGGCUGAACGAAGGGUUCGCAACUUGGGUUGGCUGGUUGGCCGUCGACCACUUUUACCCUGAAUGGAACAUCUGGUCCCAGUUUGUCGCUGAAGGUGUUCAACAAGCGUUCUACCUCGAUUCGUUGCGCGCAUCGCAUCCGAUCGAAGUUCCAGUAAAGAAUGCUCUUGAGGUUGAUCAGAUCUUCGACCAUAUUAGCUACCUCAAAGGAAGUUCCGUGAUUCGGAUGUUGAGUAACCAUCUUGGUCAGGAGGUAUUCCUUCGGGGAGUGGCUGAAUAUCUCAAAACCAAUGCAUAUGGAAAUGCCACAACUAGCGACCUUUGGUCCGCCUUGAGCAAAGCUUCGAACCAGGAUGUCACUAGCUUCAUGGACCCGUGGAUUCGAAAGAUAGGGUUCCCUGUCGUUACUGUGGCCGAGGAGCCCGGUCAAAUCAGCGUUCGCCAAAAUCGAUUCCUUUCAACAGGAGAUGCGAAACCUGAAGAGGACGAGACAACGUGGUGGAUUCCUCUGGGAGUCAAAUCCGGCCAAACACUGGAGACUGUCGAAUCUCGUGCCCUCACUACAAAGAUUGACACUGUCCAGGGCGUUGGUCAAGAUUCGUUCUAUAAGAUUAACAAAGACCUUUCCGGGUUCUAUAGAACCAACUAUCCUGCUGAUCGAUUGGCCAAGCUCGGAAAGUCUCUGGAUUUGUUGAGCACUGAAGACAAGAUUGGUCUGAUUGGCGACGCAGCCGCGCUGGCUGUUUCUGGAGAAGGCACCUCUGCUGCUCUCUUAGUUCUUCUGGAAGGGUUUAAGACAGAGCGAGAUUACCUGGUCUGGUCUCAAAUUUCAUCGUCCGCUUCAAACCUACGCUCUGUUUUCUCUCAGAAUGAAACAGUGACUGCCGGGCUGAAAAAGUUCACCCGCGAAUUAGCAUCUCCUGCUGCCGAUAAGCUUGGAUGGGAAUUUCAGGCGAAUGAAGAUUAUCUUACCGUACAGCUCCGGAAGCUUCUUAUCGGAAUGGCCGGUGUAGCUGGCCACGAAGGGAUUGUCGCAGAGGCUAAACGACGUUUCGACCUUUGGGCUACCGGCAAGGAUAAGAGUGCCCUACACGCGAACCUUCGAUCGGCAAUCUUUGGCAUCGCAAUUUCGGAAGGCGGACACGAGGAGUACAAUGCCGUGAAGGAAGAGUAUUCCAAGACAACCUCAAUCGAUGGGAAGGAAAUCUGUCUGGCAGCUCUUGGGCGUACCAAAAAGCCGGAGCUUGUCAACGAUUACUUGAACUUCGUGUUCUCCGACAAGGUGGCGGUCCAAGAUGUCCACAACGGUGCUGCUUCUUUGGCCGCGAACUCCAAGGUGCGAGGUCUACUGUGGGAAUACAUCAAAAACAACUGGAGCGCUGUCGAGACCCGCCUAUCCGCGAACAAUGUUGUGUUUGAGAGAUUCGUCCGCAUGGGUCUCUCCAAGUUCGCCGACCACAGUAUUGCCGACGAUAUCGCCUCGUUCUUCCAGAACAAGGACACAAGUGCAUAUGAUCGAGCAUUAGUGAUCGUCUCUGACAGCAUCAGGACUAACGCACGCUACAAGGAACGGGAUGAGAAACUUGUCCUCGAGUGGCUUGCGGCCCAUGGCUAUGCCUGA